GAAGACUUCCACCCGGAUGUAGUUACGCAAUUGGCAUGUAGCGUAAGCUAACCUUACAUUUUGGUCGUUUGCAAACAUUUGCUGCUUUUUAUCUGUCAUUUCUCAAACAUGUAAGAUAAAUUUACUUUAAGACAACUCCGUUUGCCGUMGAUUAUUGAUUAAAGGAAAUUUAAUGCUGACAGUAAGUUCAGGAGAGGGGAAAAAGGGGAAACGGCUAGUUUGCUAACAUACAUUUUUAUGCGCGUUUUCGUGUUACCAUCGCUGUACUAAUUUAUCGUGUAAAUGGACAUGUAGCUAAAGUGUUUUUUUGUGAUUUCUGUAAAACAACACUUGACUUUUUGUGACUAAACAUAUUUCUCCGUAAGGGAACUAAACUCGCAUACCUUAGGCCUUCGUGUGUUUAUUUUUUCGUUUGAACAGGGUCUUUAGUUUGCUAACACCAGAAGUCAAGAAGAGGACGUCAUUACGAUAAGAUUAACUUAUGCGAUAAGAGGUUUUGAAUUUUUUUUUUCUUUUUGAAGCUGUAGCGUUAUAAUGAGUUUCUUUAGUUUUGGUCAAAGUGCAGAAAUCGAUGUAGUCCUCAAUGACGCUGAAACGAGGAAGAAGGCUGAACACAAAACCGAAGAUGGAAAGAAAGACAAAUACUUUCUUUUCUACGACGGUGAGACUGUCAGCGGGAAGGUGAACGUCACGCUGAAGAACCCCGGCAAGAGGCUGGAGCACCACGGCAUCAAAAUAGAGUUUGUUGGCCAAAUAGAGCUGUACUACGACAGAGGAAACCACCAUGAGUUUGUUUCUCUGGUGAAGGAUCUUGCGAGACCCGGUGAAAUAACCCAAUCCCAGACCUACGACUUUGAGUUCACCCAYGUUGAGAAACCCUACGAGUCCUACACGGGCCAGAACGUCAAGCUAAGAUAUUUCCUUCGUGCCACGGUGAUCAGAAGACUAAAUGACAUCACUAAAGAGAUGGACAUCGUGGUCCACACGCUCAGCACCUACCCUGAACUCAACUCCUCCAUCAAGAUGGAAGUUGGGAUUGAAGACUGCCUCCACAUUGAGUUUGAGUAUAACAAAUCCAAAUAUCAUUUGAAGGACGUAAUCGUGGGGAAGAUCUAUUUCCUGCUGGUGAGGAUUAAAAUAAAACACAUGGAAAUUGACAUCAUCAAGCGCGAGACGACGGGCACCGGUCCGAGCGUCUACCACGAAAACGACACCAUCGCAAAGUACGAGAUCAUGGACGGAGCGCCGGUCAGAGGGGAGUCCAUUCCCAUCCGGUUGUUUCUGGCCGGUUAUGAUCUGACUCCCACCAUGAGAGACAUCAACAAGAAGUUCUCUGUGCGCUACUACCUGAACCUGGUGUUGAUCGAYGAGGAGGAGAGACGCUACUUCAAACAGCAGGAAAUCACCCUGUGGAGGAAAGGAGACGUGGUGAGGAAGAGCAUGUCCCACCAGGCCGCCAUCGCCUCCCAGAGGUUCGAGGGUUCGGCUGCUUCAGAGAGCGCGCUGGAACAGGCUGCCAAGGAGGAGAGCGGAUAGACCCCCCCCCCACCCCCAACGCUCGCCACCGUCUGCUCGACACGCGGGCUCACCUGUCUACUGUGCAAACAUCUGGCGAGGCAGCUGUUUUCUGUUCGUGGCCGCUGCUGGUGAAGAAGGGAAAGCGACUAAAACCCGAGCGUGAACUCUGAAACAGUUUGCAUGAGGCGUUCAGAGCAGCUUCAGGCUCCUGUCCCUCCUCAUCGUCCAUUUUUUUUUUUUUUUGUUUUCUGUACAGGAACUAAUCCGAUCACCUGUCACCGUGUCUGCUGAUUGAGCUCACAUGAAAUUCUUUUUUUUUUCAUCUUGUUUCUUGCAUUCUAAUUCUUCAGGCAUACAUUUGUUUUCCAGUCUCUUUAAACAUCAGCGACUUUUCUAACAUUCCACAUUUAUUAAACACAUUCCUAUUAUCGGCWACACCGCUGCACUGCUUACACGUUUUAGUUUCUUCUUUGUGUCGUUGCACAAAAAAAAAAGAAGAUGAAAGUAAAAACUGGAAUCUCGUUUCUGUGAGCGAGCUGAAGUAUUAUCCGACACGUUUUUAGAACUAAACCCUGUAAAUAAGACCAGUUAAACUCGCUCUCCUGUUCCAGCUUGUCUAGGUUGAUGAUCCGGUCCACAGUGCUUCGAAACGAUCCUUCAUGUCCUCGUGCUUUACCUCAGCAUUCCAGUGGUGUUCAGAGAGGAUGUCAGUGUUUGUGUUCAGAUCUAACCUUAUGGAUGGAGUCGUCUUUAUCCUCUUUAUUAGAGACUYGACAGUUGUGCCUAUGUGUAUUAAUCUAAUGAGAAUCUUCCUGCCUCUAACAUGAUUUUAGUCUUUUAACCAGAGAAAAAUGACCGUAGAAUUAUCUAUCUUUUGCAAAAUGCUUAUUGAUUUAUUCCUUGUUCCAGAAGUUAAAAUAAACUGAUGCCAAAUGAAAAAAAAGAAAAGAAAA
Messenger RNA from Austrofundulus limnaeus, 2471 nucleotides. RefSeq names its product VPS26, retromer complex component B (gene vps26b). Gene Ontology annotation, biological process: intracellular protein transport. Lineage: Eukaryota; Metazoa; Chordata; Actinopteri; Cyprinodontiformes; Rivulidae. The coding region runs from base 535 to 1536 and encodes 333 amino acids. The transcript is spliced from 6 exons. The record is from RefSeq and is a predicted model, not a curated record.